Molecule: messenger RNA, 769 nt
Organism: Spirodela intermedia
Lineage: Eukaryota; Viridiplantae; Streptophyta; Magnoliopsida; Alismatales; Araceae
Source: the annotation of a GenBank genome assembly
AUGGAGAGGGCCCUUAUCUUCGGGGAUGACGACUACGACGACCUGGAGUCGGCGUUCGAUUUACCUGCGGAGAUGCAUAUGACCUUCGAGUUCCCUGACGACGGGGAGCCGGUACCCCGCCAACCUGCCCUCGACUACGUAAAAAACCCCAGCGCCCUUCUCCGCACGCCUGCCGACAUCUACGACCACAACGACUCCUACUCCUUCGUUAUCGAUAUGCCCGGCCUCGAAGCCAAUAUGAUCAAGGUUCUCCUUCUCUCCUUCUCUCUCUCUCUCUCUCUCUCUCUCUAUAUAUAUAUAUAUAUAUAUAUAUAUAUAUCUCAUCAAUUAUAAGGAUAUAUAUAUCGAUCUCUCCCCCAUCUCUAUCCAACCAAGUCUUUCCUAAUCUGUCAAUCUAUCUAUCUACGGACCCACCAAUUGAUCACAAGAUAAUUAUCUAUAUUCACAACGAUCUCGGCAGGUGACUGUAGAAGACGAUAAGAUCCUUCACGUGGUGGGGAGGAGGAGAAAGAAGGCAGCAGAGGAGGAGCCCGCUAAGGCGGAGGGGGAGGUCGAGGCCCGAAGCAAGCCAGAGGCUCCGGCGGCGAGGCCCAUAAGAAUCGAGCGGCGGAGGGCGAGGUACAUGAGGAGGUUCAGCUUGCCCAAGGAUGCCGACAGGGAGAAGGUCAAGGCCUCUUACAGGAACGGCGUCCUGACGGUGAUGGUAGACAAGGUGCCGGCCAAGGGGCAACCUUCCAGGUCCAGAUCCGUCUCCAUCCCCGUGUCCUAA